UAAAGUUUGGUGUGUGUAAUGUAGCUCGACAAGGUGUCCCGGAAGAUUACCACCCUAUAACAAGUGUUUCCGGAAGACGUGGCUGCCGAUUCUGUGGCAGCUGUCAUCCAAGCCAUUAGAAGAAUUUAAAAUAUAUUUUCAUAUUCAGCAUCAGGAUGAUUUCGCUAACGGACUCUCAAAAAAUUGGAAUGGGAUUAACAGGUUUUGGCGUAUUUUUCCUCUUCUUUGGGAUGAUCCUGUUUUUUGACAAGGCGCUUUUGGCCAUAGGAAAUAUCUUGUUUGUCGCUGGCCUGGCUUUCGUCAUCGGCUUGGAGCGAAUGUUCCGCUUCUUCUUUCAAAAGCACAAAUUAAAGGCCACUAGUUUCUUCCUGGGAGGAGUGUUUGUAGUCCUUAUUGGCUGGCCUAUCAUUGGAGUUUUGCUGGAAAUUUAUGGAUUUUUCCUCCUUUUUAGGGGCUUCUUCCCAGUUGUUGUUGGCUUCAUCAGAAGAAUACCAGUUCUUGGUUCUGUCCUGAACCUGCCCUUCAUCAGUUCUCCUUCCUAAGCUGGUUCUGAAGAUACCCAGCAGCUGUGUACAUGGACAAGGUGACUGAGAGCAACACCAUGGUAUGACUGUUUUGACCCGGAUCCACCACAGCAGCUUUUCUAGCCCAGUUCCUUCUGAUCCUGAAUAAAAGCAGCUGUAGUUAAAUGGUCAGACUCUACUUUCCACCAGACCAAGACUUUUUGCCGGUGACAACCGGCUGAUACCACCAAUCUCUGGCUCCUCAGCUCUGAAUCACGGAUGUGUCGAGUAUGGAUUCAUUAAUGUUAUCAUAAAUCCUACCUAUCCUUCCUCCGAGUGAUUCAUUUGAGAAUGUUGGAAGUACAAAUUAUUAGCCUUAUUUAAUAAUAAGGCUAAUAAUUUGUACUCCUGCAUGAAAGCAUCUGGUAUGCAUUAGCAUAACAGAUUUGUUCUCAGCUUGCCAAAUUUGAUUUUUGUGCCACAGCAUUAGGGUCAUAUGGGUCUGUAUUCUUUCUGUUUUGCAGUAAUUCUAUUAUGUCACUGCCUUUAAACUGUCUGAUUUGUUUCAUGUUAUGGUUGACAGAUACUGCUUAAGGAUAAAUUAUUUUUUUAAAAGAUGAGUGUACCAUUUUAUUUCAUACUUAGUUUUGUUCAUUCCAAACCUGUGUCAAAUUGGGUUUUCCAGCCAGGUGGUUUAGUCAAAUGCUAAAAGUGCUAAAAGCUUGACUUCACAGGUGCAUCUAAAAAUAUUAGAAUAUGGUGAAAAAUGUUUAAUAUUUUGUAACUCAUUUUAGAAAGUGAAUUCAGUUUGGGCACAUUGAAUAAAAAUACUUAUUUCCCUCUCUC
Messenger RNA from Gambusia affinis (western mosquitofish), 1349 nucleotides. RefSeq names its product golgi transport 1Ba (gene golt1ba). Bases 156 to 542 code for a protein of 128 amino acids. The transcript has 6 exons. Gene Ontology annotation, cellular component: membrane; endoplasmic reticulum. The record is from RefSeq and is a predicted model, not a curated record. Gene Ontology annotation, biological process: retrograde transport, endosome to Golgi; endoplasmic reticulum to Golgi vesicle-mediated transport. Lineage: Eukaryota; Metazoa; Chordata; Actinopteri; Cyprinodontiformes; Poeciliidae.